AUGCUCGACGCGCGCCGCCACGGCGAGCGCUUUCGCCUCUACCAGACGCUUGAGCUGCCACGCACCGACGCAACUCACGAGGAGGUGAAGCGUGCGUACAAAAAGCUGUCGCUGCGCCACCACCCGGACCGCAACCCGGGCGACGACGGCGCGACCGGCCGCUUCCAGGCGGUCGUGAGCGCGUACGACGUCCUCGGCUCCGCCGAGAAGCGGCAUAUCUACGACCGGUACGGCGAG
This is a messenger RNA of Emiliania huxleyi CCMP1516, 237 nucleotides long. Its product is annotated as chaperone protein dnaJ. The transcript has a single exon. The record is from RefSeq and is a predicted model, not a curated record. The annotation marks the transcript as partial. NCBI's taxonomy places the organism in Eukaryota, Haptophyta, Isochrysidales, Noelaerhabdaceae.